Molecule: messenger RNA, 1489 nt
Organism: Cyphomyrmex costatus
Lineage: Eukaryota; Metazoa; Arthropoda; Insecta; Hymenoptera; Formicidae
Gene: S2P
Product: membrane-bound transcription factor site-2 protease
Exons: 6
Coding region: 2-1489 (495 amino acids)
Biological process (GO): membrane protein intracellular domain proteolysis; regulation of response to endoplasmic reticulum stress
Cellular component (GO): membrane; cytoplasm
Molecular function (GO): metalloendopeptidase activity; protein binding
Source: RefSeq, a predicted model, not a curated record
AAUGGAUGCUUUGAGCGUGUUAAUUGCGAUAGCCUUGAUACAUUGCUCACUAUUCUUUUUUGAUAUGCUUUUUAAGUCCUGUUCACAUUUUCCAUAUCUCUACUUCCUGGAAAAUACUGGUCUGGAGAUACAGAUAUUGAGAGUAAAAUGGUUUACAACUGCUUUUAAUCGCAAAAUAAUAAAAUUGGGACUGGAUUGCUCCAGGUUUUGGAUCGCUUGGUUCAAUGCUGGUAUCAUUAUAAGCAUUAUACUCUUGCCGAUAGCUGUAAUCAUUAUUUUGAAGAUGACAUUUAACAUGUGGCUAGCUGGAUCCUCAAGCGAUACUAGCUCAGGAGCUAUAUUGGAACCUAUGUUACCAGGUGUGGAUAUUCCUUUCAACGAAAUUGGCUAUUAUGUAAUAACACUAGCAAUAUGUAGUAUAUUUCAUGAAUUAGGACAUGCCCUUGCUGCGGCAAGAGAGGAUGUGCAGUUGUUUGGUUUAGGAAUUGUGAUUGUUUUCACCAUUCCAAUAGCUUACGUACAUAUAAGCAAUGAACAAUUGGUCGCAUUGCCAUUAAGAAAUCAGCUACGUAUUGCAUGUGCAGGAAUUUGGCAUAAUAUCAUUCUUGCUACAAUAGUUGCAGCAAUUCUUGUUUUUUCUACGUGGCUAUGGGCACCACUUUAUAAUAUUGGCUCUGGGGUUUAUGUAAAAACUAUUUUACCUAAUUCACCUGUAUUAGGACCAACUGGUCUUUUGGAAUAUGAUGUAAUAUACAAAUUAAAUAAUUGUCCUGUAAAGCAUAGUGAGGAUUGGUACGAUUGUAUGUUGCAAGCAGUACAACAUUCUGCUCCUGGCUAUUGUGUUAAACAGUCAUUUGUUCAGGAUUAUGAUGAGUCAGUGCCAGCUAAACAAAAAACGAACGGUGCUGUGAAUUGCUGUACAACUGACAGUGAAAUAAAUGGCAAUCUGUGUUUUGAAUAUAUUGAAGGACCACAAACUGCUCCUCUUCACUUACCUCCGCAUUCUUGCCUUUCAGUAAGGGCAAUGCUUAAUCAGUCACAAAAUUUCUGUCAAGCUAGUCACGAGUGUUUAUCUCAUGAUACUCAUUGUAUGAAACCUUCUUUAGACAAUAUCACAAAAAUUAUACACAUAAAGAGAAAAAUGGGCAAGGAUGUAUUAUUCUUGGGUCAUCCAGCAGACAUUUAUAGGACUGUUGACGUAUCGGAUUGGGUGCCAAAAUAUUCUUUCUUGUAUCCUGAAUUACCCGAGUCCUUUGCGCUACUUUGUAAAUAUAUUACAGUAUUUUCAGCAGGGUUGGCAAUCAUUAAUAUUGUACCUUGCUUCUUUCUGGAUGGUCAAUAUAUUCUGAAUAUAGUCGUGCUUUAUUUAUUGAACUCCAUGCCACAUAAUAGAAAUAUCAGAGAAAGCACAGUACUUACAAUAACAAGUAUAGGUACAUUACUUUUUAUAACGAACUUAAUGUAUUUACUUAUUAAUAAAUUAUUGUAA